Molecule: messenger RNA, 7049 nt
Organism: Osmerus eperlanus (European smelt)
Lineage: Eukaryota; Metazoa; Chordata; Actinopteri; Osmeriformes; Osmeridae
Product: nuclear receptor ROR-alpha A-like
Exons: 12
Coding region: 75-1730 (551 amino acids)
Biological process (GO): regulation of transcription by RNA polymerase II
Cellular component (GO): nucleus
Molecular function (GO): zinc ion binding; RNA polymerase II cis-regulatory region sequence-specific DNA binding; nuclear receptor activity
Source: RefSeq, a predicted model, not a curated record
UACAUCCACUUCAACGAAGACAAGCGCGCGCUCAUUUCACAGUUCCAGGCUUCUCAAGUCCAAUAUAGAAGAAUAUGGAGUCCCCACCGGAUCCUGCAAGCGACCCGGGCAACAGCGGUUCUGAACCGGCUACUCCUGGAAUGGACACGCCGGUUAACCCGAACACCCUUCGAAAGGACGAGCACCAGCCACCUAUGAGACGACAGAGUUGUUCUAGCACCAAUAAAGGUGUCUCAUCAGCAAAGAAGACACAUACAUCUCAAAUUGAAAUAAUCCCUUGCAAGAUCUGUGGAGAUAAAUCAUCAGGGAUCCACUAUGGCGUGAUCACCUGCGAAGGAUGCAAGGGCUUCUUCAGGAGGAGUCAGCAGAGUAAUGCUGCCUACUCAUGCCCGCGCCAGAAGAACUGUCUCAUCGACCGCACCAGCCGCAACCGCUGCCAGCACUGCCGGCUGCAGAAAUGCCUAGCGGUGGGCAUGUCCCGAGAUGCGGUCAAGUUUGGCCGCAUGUCCAAGAAGCAGCGCGACAGCCUGUACGCCGAAGUCCAGAAGCACCGCCUCCAACAGCAGCAGCAGCAGCAGAGGGACAGCCACAGUGGUGGGCCCCACCUCCACACCAGCCACCCCCACCUCCACAGCCAAGCGCCGGGGGAGGCCGAGCCCCUCACCCCCCCCUACGGCCUCACGUCCUCCACGGGCCUCACCGAGCUCCAUGAUGAGCUGGGGGGCUACAUGGACGAGCAACACACCCCCGAGGGGAGCUCUUCCCUGGGCUCGUCCAAGGGCGACUCUGGCGGGGGCGGAGGAGGAGGCGUGGGCGGGUUCUACCUGGACAUCCAGCCCUCCCCGGACCAGUCGGGGCUGGACAUCAACGGGAUCAAGCCCGAGCCCAUCUGUGAUUACGGCUCGGCCAACGGCUUCUUCCCUUACUGCUCCUUCACAAACGGAGAGACUUCUCCUACCGUGUCCAUGGCUGAGCUUGAACACCUGUCCCAGAACAUCUCCAAGUCCCACAUGGAGACGUGUCAGUACCUGAGAGAGGAGCUGCAGCAGAUGACCUGGCAGGCCUUCCUGCAGGAGGAGAUGGAGAACUACCAGAGCAAGUCCCGCGAGGUCAUGUGGCAGCUGUGUGCCAUCAAGAUCACGGAGGCCAUCCAGUACGUGGUGGAGUUCGCCAAGCGCAUCGACGGCUUCAUGGAGCUCUGCCAGAACGAUCAGAUUGUGCUGCUGAAAGCAGGUUCAUUAGAGGUGGUGUUUGUCAGAAUGUGCCGUGCCUUCGACUCACAGAACAACACCGUCUACUUUGACGGGAAGUACGCAGGGCCAGAUGUCUUCAAAGCAUUAGGUUGUGACGAUUUGAUCAGCUCCGUCUUUGAGUUUGCCAAGAACAUGUGCGCGAUGCACCUCUCCGAGCACGAGAUCGCCUUGUUCUCCGCAUUCGUUUUGAUGUCGGCAGAUCGGUCAUGGCUCCAAGAGAAAGUCAAGGUGGAGAAGCUUCAACAGGAGAUUCAAUUGGCACUUCAACACGUCCUUCAAAAGAACAACAGAGAAGACGGUAUACUCACAAAGUUAAUAUGUAAAGUGUCCACCUUGCGGGCCCUGUGCAGCCGGCACACAGAGAAGCUCACAGCGUUCAAGGCGACGUACCCGGACAUUGUGCGAGCUCACUUCCCCCCCUUAUACAAGGAGCUGUUCGGCUCAGACUUUGAACAGGCCAUGCCCCUGGACGGCUAGCCGGUGAAACACAUGCUGUGCUGCGCGGUGGUGUUUUACCAUACCGGACCGUACUUUAACGGACAGAACAUGGUUUAAAGAGAGAGAGACACUGAUGGUGACCCAGAGCUUUUUUUGAACAGCUGGCUCGCUGCUGAAAAAAAUGGAGGGAUGGUUUUUACUCAUCUGUUUGAGUUGUGUUCAUCUUUCUUCACCUCUACCUUGCUUUGCCCCAUCCUGGUGGAUGAGUUGGAUAGGUUGGAAAGGAUAAAGGAGGAGGGGACGCAAGUCGCGCACACACACACACACACACACACACACACACACACACAGUACAUAUAUUCUGUUAGAUCGAACCUAGCCCACUUGCAUCUGUGUAUUGUUCAUUUUACGAUUUUAAUAGCUUAUAACUGCAGAUUGAGAAAAUAUAAGUGAAUGUCACUUGAAAAUCCAACUGGGUUCUUCUUGUUAGUUUCUUAGUAGAUUUUUUUCAAGCUAUUUGGGUUUUUAAUUGCCAACUCUCCAAUUAGGCAAUACAUGAGAAAAGAAAAUGAGUGAUAAGAUAAAGCUACAGUCUGAAGAUGUGACCCAAACCUAAGGCACUUAUAGACAGAUUAAUAAGACUUAAUUUUGUGUGGUUGGUUGUUGUGGGUUAGGGUCAGUUCAAACCUUUUCUUUUUGUUUAAUUUGAUCAUCAGUCUGUACAGAACACAGUUUAUUGGUUGCUGAUUCACAGCUGUAGACGAUGCAGAUUCCCUCAGAAUAGCUACUCCUGGACCAGCCGUCCACUCGGGGUCUCUGUAGGGAUCUGGGCAUACAUCAAUACUCAUCACCUUUAGACCACCUGCUAUGAAACCCCUCACCGCAAGAGUGGAAAUUAGAGAAAAUCUAGCUCACCAACCUCAAUACCAGGAAUCCAUUCCUUUCAGUAACUAUGUCCUAUGUCCUACAGGGUAUCUUGCCCAUAAGUACAAACUAUAAAUACAAAAUGAGUCAAUGUAAUGAAAUAAUAAUGUUUUAGAAUCUAUUUUGAAGAACUUGUAUUAUAGCGGUUGUGCACUUAUUGCAGAAUUUUACCAGGCACUUUUGGACCUGUCUUUAAUUUAUGAAGAAUUGUGUAUAACUUGGGUUUUUGAAGUGUUGCAUGUUCAACAUCAAACACAGAUGUAUCAGACAAAUGUGUCCUUCUAUGCUGGAAUCAUGAAGUGAAUUAGCAAGUUUAAAUAAGCAAUAUUGUUACGAUCAUGUAGACUCUCCCAUCAACACCUAAUAUUUUCUUUCAAAUUAUUUUUGUUCACGUUUUACCUUGAUUUUAUAAAUCUACCUCUCAUUGCCUAACCAAUUCAAUCAGUGUCACUGCACACACUGCACUAAAACACAACAAUACAAUUUAAUCAGCCUAGGCCUGCAUUUUCCUGAUACAUCUAUAUACCCAUAGAUACAAAAUGUUGCUAGACCUACUGAAGUUUCUGGCGAAUAAGCGUCAAGAUCUAUCAAAUCAUUGCAUGCAUUGGCUAUCCAUCAGCUCCACCUCGUGGUCAACAAGAAAACAGUACGAUUGAGUCUAACUCUUCUCAUCAGAUUCUUUCAUAUCCAUACAGAUCAAUUCGAUCUCUUUAAGAUUCAUCCCCAUAAAACCCAUCCUUUCUUCUACCUUUUGUGUCUCACCCUUUAAUAUAUAAGUAACAUUUGUGUAUUUCCAUCUUUACAGUCUCAACAGUCACCAUAUUCAGUUUUUGAAAAGGCACCAAAGCACUGGUCUGUGGUCAGCUCUGGGAGGUUUAUCUGUCAGGCUUGAAUAAAGUAGGGGUAGGGCUCAAGAAAUACCAGAUUUGCUCUAACAGAAAAAACAUAAAUAAAAGGGACCCUUAGACCCAGAGAGAACAAUAGAAAACAAGUGGUGGUGUGCUUGCCAUGGUGACUCUUACUGUUUCCCCAGUUUCUCACAUAACACUGGUCAUUUCAUGGAUUAAAACACAAAAUGGAGGGAGGAGUGACAAAAACCGAAGCCUUGUCUGGUGGUGAAAGUCUUUUAAGUUGAUUUCCCCUCAGAAGAGGCAAAACCAACAACUUCUAAGCACUUGGCAUUUAUCUGCAACCAAGUGCUAUGGAUGUGUUGGUUUGAAGGAAGGUUCAUCAGAUGAGGAGCUCACAUUUUAUCCAUGUAGCUGAUUGUUUGAUGUUAUUUUUUGAGGACAGGGUUUUACACAAAUUAUGUAUGUAUGUAUGUAUGUAUGUAUGUAUGUAUGUAUGUAUGUAUGUAUGUAUGGGUGUAUGGGUGUAUGGGUGUAUGGGUGUGUGUAUGGGUGUGUGUAUGCUUGAGGACAUUCCAGAACAUACAGAAGCAGUGGUUGGAGUAGCUGCGCUUUGCCUGAACUGUGUUUUUGUAUAUUUGUAUUUUUUUGCACAGCAAGGUCAUUCCUCCAUUGCGCAAUACAACCAUGCAAUUUGAUACUAUCCCUCAGGGAACAUUUAAGCUGUGUACACCAUUUUAGGUUGAUUUCCACAUUUUACAUUUGGUUGAGAACAGUCUACUUAAUAUGCAGAACCCAUGUAGCUUUAAAAAAUAGAGAACAGUAAAGAACAGGUUCCAAUCCGUAUUGGAUUCAGCAUAUUGUCCUAAUUUAUUUGUAGGUAUGAAGUCAUCAAAACCUUGGAGGCCCAAAACCAAUUAAAUUAUACUUUUUCACCGCCACAUUUUCCACAAUGCAUUUAGUAAAGCAGAUAACUACAUCGGGUUAAAUUGUAUAUUCACUAAUAAUAAUAAUAAUAAUAAUAAUAAUAAUGGAUCCCAAAGGCUUCAUCAAAUUUCAAAGAAAGCUAAACUUGCACUAUGAUACCACAACCGUGGAUUAUUUGAUUAAAAUAAAAAGAAAUACACUAACUCAGGGAGAAUUUGAAGUUUAAGUUUAAGUAAGUAAGAAGUUCAGUAUUAAGAGCUUGGCCCAAUGUCUAGCAAUGUACUGAAGACCAGAAGGGUGUCUUAAUCUUAUCUGCAUGCUGACUUACUGACUAAUACUAUACAGUGUAUUCUGUAGUCUGUGCCAAGUUGCCGCAUUCUGGGGUUGAUUUCUAGAGAUCAAUAACAAAUGCUAGGAAAGUAAUUGAGGCACUUAAGAUCCAAAGGUGGAUCCAAAGUAUUUCACAGUAUAAAAUAGCAAUUGACCCAGGGUUGCAUAGAAGAUAUGCAAAUAGAUAACAGUAUUAGUCAAAGAAUGAGACAUAGUGUGCACAAUAUCACGUCCUUGCAUCAGUUAUUGACAAUAUCAAGCAAUAAUGGCUGGUAACAAAUCAAUAGAUGUUCAUAUUACUCCUUUGUUUGACUGGAGGUUUCUGAAGUUCUGAUAUAGUUGGUCUCUUGAGUUACACCUGUUCCUCUAGGUGACUGCAGUGUGUGUGCUUGUUUGUGUGUGUGUGUGUGUGUGUGUGUUUGUGCGUACUUGCCUGUAUACCGUAUGAGAAGCUUACAUUUCCCUCCUCUGUUGACAUAGAGAUCCAGACAAGGCUUGUAUUCAGGACCGCUUGGUUAAAUAGAAGAAGACCGUCUGUCUUUCCUCCUAACUUUCUUUUGUUUCCCUCUCCAUUACACUUCUAUCUUGAUGACAACUUUCUCAAGUUUCAAAGCACAUAAAUGAAAGAGCAUUUUUAUUUCACAAAUAAAGAAAGUAACUUAGCCAUAACAGAAUGUCAAGCAAUAAUGCAAAUCUACCUUUUUCUCUCUUUUUUGUAUAGUUAAAUUGCAUGUCUGUGCAAAUUUUUAUUUAUCACAUUUAAAUUGUAUUUUUUAUUCUUGUCCUUAUUUUGAACUCAGUGUUUGCUUCAUGUACGGUAUAUUGAUUGGUUCUGUUCUGAGAACUAUGAACAUGAGCAGGAUGUACAUACACAGUACAUCACCCUCCUCUUCAUCUCCACUAUUAUUUGAACUCACUUAUGUAAGUAGCUUUAUAUAUUGUCUAUAGGCAAAAUGAAGAUACUGCUAUAGAUGCCUACUCCGUACAAACAUGUAUCUGUUGAUUAAAUGCACCAUGGUGUGCUCUAUCUGUUCUGAUAUACAGUACUGCUCUCUUUUAGAUUUAGUUUAGUUAGAGAGUGCAGUAUACAUUUUAUUUCUUGGAUGUGUGGUGCUAGGUUACUUUUGUCAGCAGGCCCUUGAGAUGUUGAGACUACGCCACCCUGUUUGUUUAUUUGAUUUCACAGAGUAUCUACACAUUAUUAUUGUUAAUAUGAGUAAUUAUGAUGAGUAAUGAUCAUAGUACAAUGCCUACCAUACCCAGCAUGCACCUGUAUCAGUGUGCUUGUCCUGGGGGAGACAAUUUCUUUUCUUUGUUCGUUUAAGUUUGUUAAAAGGCAAUAGCUUUGGAUUUUUAUACAGAACCUACAGCACCGGAGUUUCAAUAUAAAAAAAGAAAAAAAAGAUAUGUGUUUGUUUUGGGCUUAAAAAGCCGUAAUUGGUUGUGAUGUUUUUGAACUUUUGUCAGAUGUGAUUGUGAAACCUUUUGGUGCGACCCGAGGCUCAUGAUGUGGCCCAUGUCAACCAGCAUGGUGUUAAUAUCAAGCUUAAAUUUACACAGAACACAGAAUAUUCCAUUGCAUUUGGAGGGAGUGUCGACAGUGUUUUUGAAAACGGUUCAUUGUGGAUUCCACACAAAAGAAAAUGUAUCGGAAUUCAAUGAUACUUACAAAAUGUUUUUCUGAAUUUUAUAGGGACAUCUUGAAAAUGUAUAACAAGAAGUUCAAUUUGAGUUCAUUCUGGUUGACAUUUAACUUGCUUUAGUGCUCAGUUUUUAAUGCCAGAAAAAGGAUGAUAUAAUAUAAUAAAGGAAUGGACAAUCUAUUUCAUGUUUUAUUUUGUAAGAUUAAUUCAAUGUGUGUCUUUGUUCUUUUACGAUAAUAAGUCCUCAUAAGUUGGUGGAAAAAGGCACAAGCAACUCUGUUAAAUGAACAACCUGUGAUUUUAAAUGAAGAUCCAGUUCAGUGGUUUGGUCACAUAUAAAUUUCAUAUAUUUGCAACUGAUUUUGAAAUGAUGACAUUGGGACGUACCUUUUUACCCAGCUCUUUUGAACUCUUAUCACUUUAGUUGUCUUCGCGAGAACAACUCUGUCCGUCACCUCAUUCAUUCAAGUAUUUUGAUUUAUUUUGUAAAUACAACUGUAAAGAAAAUAAGAACAUUUUAAUGUUGUCUUUUAAAUACUUUUCAUUCUAAUAUGAUUAUUGUUAUAUUGUACUUAGAAACUGUACCUUUUAAUAUGACCUUCAUCAAAGGUGCAUUGGACACAUCGAUUUUUGAUGUGUAUAAUGUAUUGUUAUCCCAUAAUAAAAUGACAGCUUGUAAAAAAGAA